UUUCAUUUUUGGGUGAACUAUAACUUUAAACCAAAAGAAACUUUUACUUUGUAUCAAUUUGACUACAUGUGUUUUUCUAUUUUCUACUUUCAAUUAGAGCAGGAAUAAUCCUGAAGAGUAACAUUUUAUACUCAGUUUAAAUGUAUUUGCAUAGCGAUAUUCACAAUAAAUGUCAUUCCAGAGCAGCUUUAAAGAGAAUAUUGCUUUACAGCCCCCAGUGAGCAAACUAAAGGCGAGAGUGGUGGGAUGAAACAAUGACUGUAUAGAAUAAAAUAAUGACUAUUAAUAUAAUCAUUUUCUGACCUGUCUUUCGAAAGCAGAAUGAAACAGUAAUCAUAUCAGAUUCUGCAAAUGCUAACUUUUACACAUUUUUAUAUAGCACAUCGUUUACAAUGUUAUUCCUUGUGGCACCCUGGGGGUCCCCAGAUCCUAGUUUGAAAACUCUAUCCUAUAGAUGCAUUUUUGCACAUCAGUGGAGUAUCAUCUGUGCUUGAUAUUUUUAUGAAGCUCAUUUUCUGGCAUUAGUAAUUUAGCAGAGAAUAACCCCGCGUGUAUUUAGUGGUAAUUUUAACACAUGGGUCAUGGUCAGCGCGAGAGGAAACUCUUUCUAAUAACCCUCAGACCUGCGCAAAUGGAUUAAGUGGGUGUUCCUGAGUGGGUGUGGGAAUGCUGGUAUAAAAGCACGAGCCCGAAAAACAUCGUUUACAUCGCAUCCAUCGGUCUUCAAUAUUUCUGCGCUGAAUUUGAAGCACACUAAGCAAAAGCAGCAAAGAUGGGCUGGUUGAUGAGCAGCAUCCUUCUCUUCUGUUUGAGCAUAGUGAGGAUUUCUUCGCUUAACUUUUUCCCUGAGAAAUUCAUCGUUGCUGAGCAACACAAAGAUGUUACCCUAAUCUGUGAAACAAAUAAAGACAGUGUCAUAUGGAAAUGGCAGGAUGAACACAGCACAUACGACGUACAUGAAACAGAGUUUCUAGUACCCACAGGUCGGAAUUUGUUAGUGCGUGACCUGCAGGAUGACCAAAUUGGGAAUUACACAUGCUGGAGUGAUGAGGGACUCGAGGACUACACUUAUCUCCUUCUAGACAAGUCUAAAGAUGCAACAGAUUUUAACAUCAAUUGCACAGCCGAAACCUUUUCCUGCAUGAAACACAUCACAUGUGCCUGGACGUCAGAUGAAUUCACUGCUUUCAGACUACGCAAUACACGGGAUAAUGGUGACUGGGUGUUAGAGACUGUGGAUGGGGUAUUUCAUCUCCAACAUUCCACCAAUUCAUACACUGAAGAGUCAGAGCGCCUGCUGAUAACAGGGGAAGCCGUUUCCUCAUGCUGCUAUCUGAAAACUGAAUACAGCUUCUACCUUCGAGACAUUGUUAAACCAGCCAGUCCAAACAUUUCAACAUGCAGAAGAGAAAAUAGGGAAAUCAUAGAGGUGGAGGUGAAGCCUCCUUCGUCCUGGCCGCACCCUCACAGUUUCUUUCCUCUGAAGCAUCAGAUUGAGUAUGAGAUACGAGACAACGGGAAGCUGGAGACUCGUGAAUGGGAGGGGUCAAAAGUUCAAGUUGAAGGGGUCAUCAGUAAGCUGAGGGUCCGCUGCAGAGAUCUGCUGCUCCUCUCUCAGUGGAGCGAAUGGACACCGUGGGAAAACGUAAAAUACUGAUUUAAAUCUAUUUGUCAGCUACACCUCCUUUUCUCCUCAAUCCCUUUAUUAUGUUUCCUGUCCCAUUUUCCAAUUUUUAAAUCACCUUAACGUUAUUAUGAUCUUAUUUAUUGUCUAUUUAUUGUUAAUUAUUUAUUGAUGUAUGAUCAUGUCUUUGGUCACAUUUUCCCGUUAUAUCUGUUACACACUGUGGUUUUGUAUGCUACUAUGUUUUAACCUAUUAAAAAAAA
This is a messenger RNA of Myxocyprinus asiaticus (Chinese sucker), 1887 nucleotides long. RefSeq names its product interleukin-12 subunit beta-like. The record is from RefSeq and is a predicted model, not a curated record. Gene Ontology annotation, cellular component: alpha-beta T cell receptor complex; external side of plasma membrane. Gene Ontology annotation, molecular function: protein binding; transmembrane signaling receptor activity. Gene Ontology annotation, biological process: positive thymic T cell selection; cell surface receptor signaling pathway. The transcript is spliced from 7 exons. The coding region runs from base 773 to 1657 and encodes 294 amino acids. Lineage: Eukaryota; Metazoa; Chordata; Actinopteri; Cypriniformes; Catostomidae.